AUGAGUGCGAAUGGACUGCUUCGCAAGGACCAACUCGAACGCAGUCUCCAUGACGAGAAGAAAUUGAUCGAAGAAGGCAUUCUCAGAGAAGACAACCCUCUCGACUUCAGCGAGAAUUUCCAGAAACUAUGUGGCGCUUGCAGACGAGGUGACCUGAAAGUCUGUCAGGAGAUGAUCCAGGAAGGAACCAAUAUUAAUGCCAAAGAUCAAUAUGAUUAUACGCCGCUUAUCCUGGCAAGCCUGUGUGGUCAUUACGAAGUUGUACAGCUGUUAUUAGAAUCCGGCGCGUUAUGUGAAAGAGAUACAUUCCAAGGCGAGAGAUGCUUGUAUAAUGCCCUGAACGACCGGAUACGAAAUCUGCUUCUAUCAUACGACUACUCCAAGUCGACGGACCCAUUACAGCCCCUGGCAUCACAUCUAAUAUCGUUGCUAACCAGGGGCCAUCCCAAGACAUUUGACAUUACAGUCCUCACCGCCAGCGAGUCAUUUCAUUUGCACAAAUAUAUCCUCUCUGCUCGCUCGCCAUAUUUUAGAAGCAAGCUCGCCUCGGCGCCCGAUACGACAUCUUGGAAACUCCCACCAACUAUUCCCCCGCCCUCGUUCGGAAUUGCUCUGAAACACUUGUACCUGGGAGAAAUGCCUCGAGAGGUGGGCGGCGGCCCAGGGACCGGGUUCACCGACUCUGAGAUCCUCGCUGGUCUGGACCGGAUAAGCAAACACCUCGAGAUCCAAAGUUUAUCUCAAUUGAUUCUCGACAGCAGCGAUCGUCGACUAGCCAGACAACGAAGACAAGACGAGGUCGAGAAAGGGCGAGACCAAUUGGAACUGUGGUUCCGAGAAAAUGUGUUAAGACAUGCCGUGGAAACCGAUAUAUCACGAGCAGACGAUGUCAAAUGGGAUCGAGACAAUGGAAUCUUCGCCGACAUCCUCCUCCGAGCAGAUGAAGACGAAGGUGAAGAAAUCCUCGAAGGAGGGGCUCAACAACGAGACCACCACUCCGCUGCCAGUGCCAUAGGCAUCCCACUCGGCCCAGCCUCUCGAACAUCCCGCUCCCCAUCGCGCGCACGACGACCAUCGCGCAAAUCCAAAAUCUACCCAUGCCACAAAUCCAUGCUAAUCCGCUCCGAAUUUUUCAUGACCAUGUUCGAGUCUUCGUUCCGCGAAGCCCAAGACACACCACACCUCCAGAUCGUCACCAUCGACUGCUCGCCUGAAGUCCUCGAAAUCAUCUUGACUUUCCUGUACACUGAAAAGGCAGACUUCGGUCUCGAUGUAGCGAUCGACGUCCUCUUCGCCGCCGACAUGCUAUUCCUGGAGAAAGUCAAAGCCAAAGCAGCACUGGUCAUCUCAACGCUCGGCAACGGUACCGCCACCGCGAUGCCUUCUGAAAUCGAACCCGGCCACAGACGCGAAGACGAAGAUCUCGACAUCUACGAAAUCCUCCGCGCCGCCUGGUUGACAAGGGUACAGCGCCUCGAAGAAUUCGCUGCCCGCUACAUCGCGUAUCGGCUCGAAAGCUACAUCGACGACCCGGAGUUCGCGGGGCUGGUCAAGGAAUCAGCCUACCGCAUCAGCGCUCGUCAGGAGACAGACUCGAUCGAACUGUUGGAUGACAUCCGCUAUUACCUGUCCGAGCGAUUUAGACUGCGAUUCGAGGACUCCGGCCUUGAGGACGUCAUGGACGAAGAGCAAGCGAUUGCCGAGAGGCUCUCGCAUGGAGGGACUCAGAACCAAGUCGCCGCCGAUAUGAACACGAACUCAAAUGGUGACCAACCCUCUUUUCUGCUUCCACAUUGGGGCUCCAAAGCAUCGGCACCAGCAUCAAUGGAGGAGGCGCUAGAUGAGGGCGUGGAUAUGACGACUCCUGGCCCUACGAUCUUGAAUGCGAAGAAGAAUGAAGAGAAUGACGGGGUACCCUCUCUUCCCGCUGGUGCUGUGCGGACAUUGGACGGCGAGAUUGCCGGUGACGAAUUCGCUGCUGAUGCCAUCAACUAUCAGAUCUUACUCGGCAAGAUCGAUGCACUGCUGGAGAGGUUGAAACUCGACGCAUAA
Rhinocladiella mackenziei CBS 650.93 is the source of this 2052-nucleotide messenger RNA. RefSeq lists its product as uncharacterized. Bases 1 to 2052 code for a protein of 683 amino acids. The record is from RefSeq and is a predicted model, not a curated record. The transcript has 3 exons. Gene Ontology annotation, molecular function: protein binding. Gene Ontology annotation, cellular component: cytoplasm; ubiquitin ligase complex. NCBI's taxonomy places the organism in Eukaryota, Fungi, Ascomycota, Eurotiomycetes, Chaetothyriales, Herpotrichiellaceae.